Molecule: messenger RNA, 302 nt
Organism: Phyllotreta striolata
Lineage: Eukaryota; Metazoa; Arthropoda; Insecta; Coleoptera; Chrysomelidae
Source: the annotation of a GenBank genome assembly
AUAGAAAUAAAAAACAACAUGGACAUGGAGAAUGAGAGUGAGCCUCCACCGGCAUCCCCUGCGCCCAGCAUCAUAGUUGAUAUGGAGGAGGAAGGAGCCAGCAGAGUGCCGAGCGCCGAGCGCGGAGGGCGCCGAAGGAAGGCACGUCGGAGCAUAGGCAUCGCACGUCGGUUUCCUAAUGAAGCCGGCGUCCAGGCGGGCCGUGUGGUGCCGAAAACUCACCAAACAAUAGUGAACGUGAAAAUACUUAAUUUAAAAGGUGGAUUAAUAAGAUUUGUGUAAAAUGAAUUGUUGCUUUAUUU